UCCAUGCUGUUAGAAUUGAAGUAAAUCAAUUCUGUUUUUUGAUUUGGAAGAGGUACAUUAUUGUGUAUUCAUUUAAUGAAGCGUAUAACUUUAUCUUUGCCUUAUUGGUUGAUGUUAGCUAUUGUAAAAUGUUUUUAUUUUUUUCUGCUGUUUAGAUUAUUGUAUUGUGAAUCUGGUUUUGGUUAGAAUGUCAUCAUCAUCAAUGUCUUCUGCAUCUGUUGAUAAUCGUACUUUGAGUACACCAGUGUGCUUCUGUGAGGUGGAAGCCACACUGAAAUACUCAAAUACUAGAAGAAAUCCUGGCCGGCCUUUUUUAGGAUGUCGAAAGUACAACACUGAGGGACUACCGUACUGCAAAUUUUUCAAGUGGGCAGAUAGUGAAGACAUAGAACAAGACCUUCUGAAAAGGAAAAAUGAUUUGCUAAGGAAAGAGGCAGACCUGGUCAAGAUGCUCGAGGAUAUUGAGAAAAGGGAGAUUCAGCUCCGAAAGAAAGCGGAUGAGAUCGAGAAGAAGGAGAUUUUGCUGGCUAGCCUAAAUGAGGAGAUUAUGAAAAAAGAGUGGAUGCUUCUUCAGCAACAAGCAGAAAUCAGGCGCUCCCGCACACUAUUCAGGCUGUUUUGGGCUGUAGUCAUUUUUUUUAUUUGUUACAUACUAGUAUGUAAGUGAUGUUGGAUUGUAUGUUGGAUUGUACUAAGGUUAUUGAGAAAAAUGUGUAAUUGCAUUUAGUGUUAAGUAAGUCAGAAGUAGAUGGUAGAAUGCCAGAAAUUGUAUUUUGGUCAAUUUGAACAGGAUAUUGGUGUAAUUGUAUGACACCAAUUUGAACCUAUGUGAUACGAAAUUUCCAUAGCUUUUGAACUCUUGUGGGAAUUGUAAA
Messenger RNA from Carya illinoinensis, 875 nucleotides. RefSeq lists its product as uncharacterized. Gene Ontology annotation, molecular function: zinc ion binding. NCBI's taxonomy places the organism in Eukaryota, Viridiplantae, Streptophyta, Magnoliopsida, Fagales, Juglandaceae. The record is from RefSeq and is a predicted model, not a curated record. The coding region runs from base 188 to 667 and encodes 159 amino acids. The transcript is spliced from 2 exons.